Messenger RNA from Fonsecaea erecta, 1320 nucleotides. RefSeq lists its product as hypothetical. The record is from RefSeq and is a predicted model, not a curated record. NCBI's taxonomy places the organism in Eukaryota, Fungi, Ascomycota, Eurotiomycetes, Chaetothyriales, Herpotrichiellaceae. The transcript is spliced from 3 exons. Bases 1 to 1320 code for a protein of 439 amino acids.
AUGCCGCCCACUACGCGUAAGAAAGCCCAGGGCUCCAACAACAACCUUCAGCCCUUGAACAUCGUAAGUGCUGGAGCCGAUGUGACCACCACUGGCGUCGCAGGUCCCAAGUACAAGGACGACGACCCGUUCGAACGUGUCUUCGACCCUCUCAUCGAUGUCCCAUCGGAUGACCACGACUCUGACCAUUCUGAUUAUGGGUCUGACAAGAAGAAACGCAAGAGAAAGCCCGACCGCGAUCAGAAGGGCAAGUCCAAGAAACGCCUCACUCGUCGCGGCGUCCUCCCUCCACCUUUUGUCCCCGAUCUCUCAGACGAUGAAUAUGCCUUGAACGGCAAUGUGACUGAGGAGGAAGAGGACGGGGGCCUUUGGUCCGUCGAAUAUCGGGAUGGUGCCAAGAAGUCUCAAGCGGAAAACAACGAGCUCUCACCGGUUCUGACAUUCGAGGCUAGUUGUGAGGGUGGCGCCAAGGCCGUUGUCAAACUCGACCUUGCGGCUCUCUUGAAGAAAUUGGGCGCUCCUCCUUCGAUUUUGCCUGCCACGCCUGGAAUUGGAGCUGCUGCGCUUACCAAGGAUGCCACCAUGGCUGUGAAGAAAGUCGGCUUCAUUGACCUACCAUUCGAGCUCCGCGUGAAGACAUACCGAUUGCUCUUCCGCGACGAUAGGGCCAUAGAGUUCGAGCGCCGCGACUUCUCACACUCUGCUCACUUUCUCCGGACUUGCAAGACUGUUCACCAAGAAGGCAGAGAGGUUCUCUAUGGUGAGAACUCGUUCCACUUCACGCGAGACACUUCCAUCCGCGGUAGAUACUACGAACAUGUGUGGAAGGAGGUCGGUUACAAGGAUAUCAGACGAUUCUUGGAAGCCAUCGGCCCUGACAACAUGGCUCAAUUGAAAUACAUCUCGUUUGUCUUCACCGAUGGUGCAGACAAUCGCACCAGACAUGCAACGCAAAUUCCAGAGCGCAAAUUCGUUAACGACCCACAUUUGCAUCACAUCUUCCGUCUUAUUGGAGAGAACACCACGUUGAGGACACUCGCAGUGCAAUUUGCCGGUCGCGCCUGGGUUUCCAACAACGACUUCCACUUCUUGAAAGCUUUCACUGGGAUGAGGUGCAACAACUUCGUCACCAUCUACCGUUUCAGAGGGCUCACUAACAAGUGCGCGUCUGAUCUCAAGAACAAGAUGAAACAAGUCAUGCGCGUGAAGCAAGAAAAGGGUGACCGAAUCGACUGGUCGGACAUCAGAAAUAAGGUGAAGAUGGUGUAUGAGGGAUCUUCAGCAUAUCCUGCCAUGCAGCACUACGCGCAUGACUGGUAA